AUGUUUAGCAAGUUUGAAUUUGAUAGGAAACUGAAUCCUACUUUUGUGGAAAGGGCAUUUAAGCUCCCAUUAUCAAGCAUACGAGCAUAUCUAAAAGAGUCCUAUUACUCCCAGUCUUUAAAGAACCUCUUUGCUUGUGUUCCGUGUGGGUUCGUACACGUUGGUUCUGCAGGAAUUACCCGACCUGACAGGCCUGGACUUGAUCUAAGUAAACAGCCUCCUGCUGGUAAGAUAUCAAGAGAGGAGGUUGCUCAUAUUUGUGUUGCUGCGUUGGAAAGCCCCUAUGCAUCUGGCGAGACAUUUGAGGUUAAAAGUGUUGUGCCAUUUAGUGAGCCAUUUACAGUGGACCCUCAAAAUCCACCCCCCGGGAAGGACUACAAUGUUUCCUUUAAAACUUUGAAAGAUGGAAUUACAGGAAAGGAAAUCCUCGAACAAGAUCCUUUAUCAGUAAUCAUGGCUUGUAACCAUUUCUGUGGUAGCGCAGCGCACACGGUUUGCAGCGCACACGGUUUGCAGCCUCGGGAUAAAAGUGAAGAUGGAGAUCAAUGUCACAGUUUUAUAUCAAAUCAAGAAGGAAAUUCCAAUGCUGCGGCUUAUAAAACUAAGAAGGAGCAAGCACUUUCUGUACACUACAGGCAGAUUGUAGAAGCUUACAGGAAAUUGGACUAUGACUAG
Molecule: messenger RNA, 675 nt
Organism: Prunus armeniaca (apricot)
Lineage: Eukaryota; Viridiplantae; Streptophyta; Magnoliopsida; Rosales; Rosaceae
Source: the annotation of a GenBank genome assembly